AUGGUUCUCACUACUGUUGUGGGUGGGAUCGGUACAACCUUUGAACGAUUGCAUAAAAUUGAGCGACAGAAGCUCGCAGUGCUUCGUGACCCUCUAGUUCUUGUCACCGGAAGCAUGGCGGGUUUGGCAGGACGGGCAGUGGCCCUUCCUUUUGAUGAAGGAGGGAAUAAAGGACCAAAAAGGGCACUGCAGCGGCGUGCCCCACAGUUUGGAAUUCUCAUGUGGUUUUAUGUCCCCGUUUCUGCUCGGCUCCUUCCCGGUACCGAAGUUAACCCACCGUAUAAAGCCUUUACGACUUUCAUGAUUGGUGCUGUUGCUGGUUUCGUCAUGAGGCUCAUAUGUAACCCUAUAAAUCGUGUAUCGGACGAGUGCCUACGCACUGGUGACAGUUUUAGGAAAACAUGUCAGAUAUUUCGAAGCAAAACCAUAUUGCAAUUCUUCUAUACCACGCCUCCACUUAUGGUAAAUGCUGUUUACUUCGGCACUCUGCUGACUGUCUUUGAGGGAUUACGACGUUUCUGCGAGCGCAACCGCAUUUUACCUCUACGUGUGGAGAGGGAUUCCAGUGGAAAAGAGAUUAUAAAUUUUGUAAAUCAUUUCACCGUUGGUGUUGGACACACUGUUGUUGGCGGAGUGGCUGCGGCUGUGGCUUCUACCGUCUGUUAUCCACUCUCUGCCCAUUUUUACCAACAGACUGUUAUUCAUGACUCUGCAAUCUGCAGGGGCCUUAUGCCAACUUUACGGAAGGAGGUGCCAAUGAUGGCAGUUAGCUUCGGGGUCUUUUCUCUUUUACAGUCCCUUUUAGCACGCCAUCAUGGUCCCCGCGCGGGCUUUGGAUAUUGA
Trypanosoma brucei brucei TREU927 is the source of this 843-nucleotide messenger RNA. RefSeq lists its product as hypothetical. Gene Ontology annotation, molecular function: ATP transmembrane transporter activity. NCBI's taxonomy places the organism in Eukaryota, Euglenozoa, Kinetoplastea, Trypanosomatida, Trypanosomatidae. The record is from RefSeq and is a predicted model, not a curated record. The transcript has a single exon. Bases 1 to 843 code for a protein of 280 amino acids.